Molecule: messenger RNA, 1411 nt
Organism: Momordica charantia (bitter melon)
Lineage: Eukaryota; Viridiplantae; Streptophyta; Magnoliopsida; Cucurbitales; Cucurbitaceae
Product: Major facilitator superfamily protein
Source: RefSeq, a predicted model, not a curated record
UCCGGAAGGUUCUCGGUUUGGGGUAUUGGGUUCAGGGUUUCCGUUGCUUCCCAUGGAUGGCGGUUAACUUCUUCCUCAAGGACGGCCUCAAUGUCGCCCCUUCCACUCUCCAGCUCCUUCAGAACUCCGCCAAUCUUCCCAUGGUCGCUAAGCCUCUCUACGGAAUUCUCUCUGAUGCCGUCUAUAUUUCCGGCCAACAUCGCAUCCCUUACAUCGCCAUUGGAGCUUUCCUACAAGCAGUUUCAUGGCUCCCCAUAGCAAUUAUGUCACCAUCAAGUAUUUCAGUUUUCACCAUUAGCAUAUAUCUUCUCCUCAGCAACCUUGGUGCUUCAAUAGCAGAGGUUGCCAAUGACGCCAUUGUUGCAGAGGCAGGAAAGCAGCCUGCAUCUUCCAAGAAGUCUCUAGCAUCCUCCUCGGGUGAGCUCCAGGCAUUUGUCUGGGUAGCAUCCUCUGCUGGUGGGAUUAUUGGAAACCUUCUCGGAGGCAUUGCUAUCGAUAGGUUCUCACCCCAAACAAUGUUCAUGUUCUUUGGCCUUCUCCUUUCGCUGCAAUCUCUUUUAACCAUCAUCGUUCGUGAACCCUCUCUGAAUCUGCCUAAGAGCUCAGCCAAUGCUGGUAUAAAGAUACAGCUAUUGGAACUCUUAGCCGUGCUAAAAAAACCCGAAAUUGCUUAUUCCGUAACAUGGUUUGCUGCAUCUUAUUCCAUAAUACCUGCACUGACUGGCACCAUGUUCUUUUACCAGACAGACCAUUUGAAAAUUGAGUCAUCUGUUUUGGGUAUCUCUAAGGUUUUUGGCCAAGCAGCUCUGCUGUUAUGGGGCGUGAUUUACAAUCGUCGUUUAAAGUCGAUCCCCUCUAGGAAACUUAUUUCAAGUAUCCAGGUUUUAAUGGCGGUAUUUAUGUUCUCGGACGUGCUGUUCGUGAAGGGAAUCUAUUGCGAUAUGGGGUUGCCCGACUAUGUUUAUGUUGUUUUGUUCUCUGGACUUUCAGAGGUUCUGCUUUUCUUCAAGAUGUUGCCAUUCAGUGUUCUGAUAGCUCAGCUCUGCCCGCCAGGAUGUGAGGGCUCUCUGAUGGCGUUCGUAAUGUCUGCCAUCGCCCUCGCAUUCAUAGUGAGCGGAUGUCUCGGUGUGGCGCUUGCAUCUUAUGUUGGUGUCACGGCAAAUGAUUUUUCUGGCCUUCCUCGCGGUCUUCUAAUACAGGCAGUCUGUACUCUUCUGCCAUUGUGCUGUUCAUGGUGCAUCCCCGACGAUGUCAAAGCCAAAGCCAAAGCCAAAACCAAAGGUAAGAGAAAAGACUCGAAAAAGCAGCAGUAGCGCCAUCGACGAAUGGUUAGUGAAUUCAAAUAUUUAUAUAUCGCUCGAUAACAAGUUUGUUUCAAGUUUUUUAUUUUUAAAAAUUAAGCUUCUAAAAC